GUAACUAAAUAGUUGCAUGUGAAAUUACUAUAUAUAUGACUACCUUGUAACAUUCAUACACACACCCAACAAAUUAGUUUUUAUAGAGUCAUCACUUCUUCGUAGUCAAUUAAUUAAUGGAGUUUGCACGUAUCUCUGUUUUAGUUCUGUUUUGUUUGGCUUUUGUGGAAAUUGGUGCAUCACCAGCUGAAGAUUAUUGGCGAUCUAUUUGGCCAAACACUCCUCUGCCUAAAGCUUUCUUUGAUUUGUUGUUGCCUUAUGGAAGAAGCAAUAGUCUACCCAUUAGUGCCAAAGAAAUGAAUCAAUAUUCGACACUCUUUUUCGAACAUGACCUCUAUCCUGGAAAGAAAAUUUCUUUAGGUAACAUUCAAUCUUUGGGAAAGACCGUACGACCAUUCAUAAAACCAACACAAGGUGUCACAGACUCCAUAUGGUUGGCAAAUAAAGAGAGACAAAGUCUCGAGGACUUUUGUGAAAGCCCAACUGCUAUAGGAGAACACAAACAUUGUGUAUCAUCUUUAGAAUCGAUGAUUGAUCAUGUCAUUUCACAUUUUGGGACGACAAAGAUUAAGGCGAUUUCAAGUACCUUUGUCCAAAAUCAAGACCAAUAUGUUGUUGAGGAAGUGAAAAAAGUUGGAGACAAUGCAGUGAUGUGUCACAGAUUAAAUUUUGAAAAAGUUGUAUUCAAUUGCCACCAAGUGCAAGCAACAACAGCUUACGUGGUCUCAUUAGUAUCCCCUGAUGGAACUAAAGCUAAAGCCUUAACAGUUUGUCACCAUGAUACAAAAGGUAUGAAUUCUGAGUUGCUUUAUGAAGCUCUCAAAGUUGACCCUGGAACUGUUCCUGUUUGCCAUUUCAUCGGCAAUAAGGCUGCUGCUUGGGUACCUAACCAUUCUAAUGACCAUCUUUGUGUCAUCUAGAUGUUAACUUGUUGUGCAUGUCAUCUUUCUUAUCAAUAAAAUCAUGCUAAAAUCACACUUCAAAUAUGAGCAUUUUCAACUUCAUGGAACUCUCAUGUUCAAAUUGGAUUUGACUUUCAUGUUCAAACUAGGUUUGUUUUAAAGUUAUAUAUGCAUGGAGAAAUGUGACGUGCUAAGUAUCAAAUUUCAUGUAUUUCAAAUAAAACUAGUUCUAUUUAGAACUGUAAGUGUAUAUUUGCAUGUGCUGGGAGUUUGGCAUUGUACACUGAUGUAAGUUCAACUUAAUAAUGAGAAAAAAGAAUUGUGUUUGAUA
Messenger RNA from Cicer arietinum (chickpea), 1233 nucleotides. Its product is annotated as embryonic abundant protein VF30.1-like. NCBI's taxonomy places the organism in Eukaryota, Viridiplantae, Streptophyta, Magnoliopsida, Fabales, Fabaceae. The record is from RefSeq and is a predicted model, not a curated record.